AACGGCUCUCCUUUCUUCUCACAAUCCGUAAUCAUCGCUCCCCACUCAUUCAUUAUAAACAAAAACAAAAAUCCACGGAGCCGAUAAAAAAAAAAAAAAACUCUCUCAGAUCUGAGAAUCAUUUCUUCUUCUUCUUCCUCACUUUGUUCAUCAUCUUCUUCUCCGAUCUAAACAACAAUGGCGACACCAGGAGCUUCCUCAGCAAGAGAUGAAUUCGUAUACAUGGCGAAACUCGCCGAACAAGCAGAGCGUUACGAAGAAAUGGUUGAAUUCAUGGAGAAAGUCGCGAAAGCUGUUGACAAAGACGAACUCACCGUCGAAGAACGUAAUCUCCUCUCCGUCGCUUACAAAAACGUCAUCGGAGCUCGUCGUGCUUCGUGGAGAAUCAUUUCAUCGAUCGAACAAAAGGAGGAGUCUCGCGGUAACGAUGACCACGUUUCGUUGAUCCGUGACUACAGAAGCAAAAUCGAAACGGAACUUUCUGAUAUCUGUGACGGAAUCCUUAAGCUUCUCGAUACGAUUCUCGUUCCCGCUGCUGCUUCUGGAGAUUCGAAGGUGUUUUAUCUGAAGAUGAAAGGUGAUUAUCAUAGGUACUUGGCUGAGUUCAAAUCUGGUCAAGAGAGGAAAGAUGCUGCUGAACAUACUCUUACUGCUUACAAAGCUGCUCAGGAUAUUGCUAAUUCUGAAUUGGCUCCAACGCAUCCGAUUCGUCUUGGUCUUGCGUUGAACUUCUCUGUGUUUUACUAUGAGAUUCUCAAUUCUCCAGAUCGUGCUUGUAAUCUCGCUAAGCAGGCGUUUGAUGAAGCAAUUGCUGAAUUGGAUACUCUUGGUGAAGAGUCAUACAAGGACAGUACUUUGAUUAUGCAGCUUCUUCGUGAUAACCUCACUCUCUGGACUUCUGAUAUGCAGAUUUGGAUAUCAAGUUUAUUUGAUGCAUUCUUCUGGUCUAAUUCUGAUUUUGGUGAUUGUCAACUGUUUUACAUUUUGAUACAUUCCUCAAUCCUUCUUUCUUGUGGUCUGAUUCUGAUUAUGAUGAUCUUGUCAAAUGUUUUUUUCAAUCAGGACGAUGUUGCUGAUGACAUCAAAGAAGCAGCACCAGCAGCAGCAAAACCCGCUGACGAGCAACAAUCCUAAGUCGUCUUACCGCAACUUUGUUGUCAUUUCAGUAUCUAAAACCUCUCCAUUAAUAUGUUUUUCUCUUGGAGGUGUUUCUCUGUUGGUUUCUUAUUUCCUUUUAUCCCCAAGCUCUCUAAGGCAGUCUAAUUCUUGUCCUUUUUUGCUGCUUUUCUCAACCGUGGAUACGAAAACUCGAUUCCUAUUAUUUUUCGUUUAUCUGUUUCCAUUUUAUCGUGAUUUGACUCCUAUCUUCUGUGUCUUUGUUUGUAAUGGAUUCAACUUCUCUUUUUGUUUCAAUGUCAAGAAAAAUCUUUGGUUUAUUUCGAAGUUUCCUCUCAUGUU
Messenger RNA from Arabidopsis thaliana (thale cress), 1458 nucleotides. It is a transcript of the gene GRF1, whose product is annotated as general regulatory factor 1. The record is from RefSeq and is marked reviewed. Gene Ontology annotation, cellular component: nucleus; cytoplasm. The transcript is spliced from 5 exons. NCBI's taxonomy places the organism in Eukaryota, Viridiplantae, Streptophyta, Magnoliopsida, Brassicales, Brassicaceae. Gene Ontology annotation, molecular function: protein phosphorylated amino acid binding. The coding region runs from base 178 to 1134 and encodes 318 amino acids.